Molecule: messenger RNA, 3639 nt
Organism: Dreissena polymorpha
Lineage: Eukaryota; Metazoa; Mollusca; Bivalvia; Myida; Dreissenidae
Product: fibroblast growth factor receptor 3-like
Exons: 8
Coding region: 472-1851 (459 amino acids)
Source: RefSeq, a predicted model, not a curated record
UGAUCCAAUCUUGAGGAAGUUGCAUGAAAGACCCUUCACAGAUUUGUGGAAAAAUUGGAGUUUCUGUUGUAAACAUUUUUGAUGUGCUGAACGUUCUUUGUGUGUUUGGUGGGUCGUGUUUUGUUGCUCAGUGUUUUCUGUGAUUCUCAGUAAAAAGCCAUUGGGUUAUUUUAAUCAAAGGAAAAUUUCUUUGUUUUGUUUUUCUUUUGAUGAAAGAAUUGGAACAUUAUAAUCAGCAGCAUCUUCUAUCUGUGGUGAUACGUGUGUGUCAUAUUGAAAGGCUUUGUUUCAUCUGAACAAUUAAGUAUUUUACUUGGAUUAGUUUGUUUGAAAUACAGUAAAUUCAAAGUGAUUCUGUGGGAAGGAUUUAUGUUUCAUGAUUGGGUCCAUCUAUGUAGACAAGAAGUAAUCUCCUGUUGACACAAUCUCCUCAUGUUGAAGCAGCAGACAUCAAUUUGAUCAGGGUCCAUCAUGAGCUUGCAUUGCCAGUCCUGGGCCAUAUUGGCCUUGAUUGCAGCCCUCUGUCUGACACAGAGCACUGCUCAAGAAAAAGAUAGGGCCCCAGAAUGGAAGGAGGAUUCGGACCCCUACAUAAACAAGCCCUCAGUACGGGCUCUGGAAGGUUACGAAGUCAAGAUGUCAUGUCCAGUCAAGGGCCGCCCCAAACCGGAUGUGGUCUGGUACAAAGACAACCAGCCAUUCUUCCCACGAGCUGCUCAUAUUCGCCUCAAGGGCAAUAACCUGAAGUUCGAGAACUCUACUGUGUCUGACUCUGGAAACUACACCUGUGUGGCUCAAAAUACGCUCGGGAAAAUAGAGUUCACGUACAUUGUAGAAAUUGAUAAGAAAGUGUGGCCGUUGGAAGUGGAGGUGUCGUCCAACAUCACGGUGGUCGAGGGAGAAAGUGCCAGCUUCUACUGCAGAGUCCUCAAUGAUAAAAACGCCAAGAUUCAGUGGCUGCGCUUUGAGAGAACUGGAGGCCCGAACCCCCCUCCACCCAGAUACUUAGCCAGUGCAGAUGAAAGCCCGGAGAUGUUAGUGCUACAUGACAUCGGGCCGGCUGACGCGGGGCAGUACACGUGUCUGAUAGGCAAUGAGUUUGGUUCCAAGUACCAGCACAUGUACCUCACUGUACUGAAACCCACUACCACCACCUCCACAACUACUACCACCACUACGCCAACCACAACCACUACAACCACAACAACAACAAUACCUACCACCACAACAACAACAAGGACUACCAGCACCACUACACGAGCGACAACAAUGGCUCCAAAGAAGAAAAGUGACCCUAAGAAGAAAAACAACAAGAAUAACAAAAAGAAGGACAAGAAGAAAAAGAAUAAGAAGAAAGAUAAAGCCAAGAAUAAAGAUAAGAAUGUGGAGAAAUAUAACUUUGAUGAUGAUGUUAUUGACCCGGACAAUGAUUUUUACGGUAAAAAUAAUAUUGAUAACAACCAAUACAACAUCCAUUACAACUCUGGUGGUGGGUUCAACUCCAACACCAACAUGUACGAGCCUAUGAGACCUCCGUGGAACGAAAAUGACGACAAAAUUGAUGAUGACGAGGAGGAAGAGGAGGAGGAAGGAAACGUUGACUAUGUGCUGACAACAAGAACAGUAGAGUUUAAAAAUCCUUCAGUUGAGAAAAAUCCAUCCGGAGACUCGUCGGCACGAAAUGCCUCAAAGACGGCGUCCACUGAAGAAGGGGAGAUAGGAGUCUGGACGCUGUAUAUCAUAGUCGGGUCUGUUGCAGGGGGCGUGUUGCUAGCUGGCCUUGUUGCUAUAGCGAUAGCAUUGUGUUGUCAGCGGGAGGAGGAAUCUCCAUACAAGUCUACGUCAGUUUGACUAUGACGCCAGGGUGCUGGGAACGAACAACUUCCGAGGGUCACCAAUGAAUAUGUGGCGCCUUGGGCUGGGCAUGAUGUGUAGACAUGAACACUUGUCUAGUACUUAACCCAUUAUCACACUGAUAAAUUUAAAGACUUUCUUACUGGAUUCCAGUUUAAAAGGCUUCAUUUGGAACCCAAAGAUACUGAGAGCUGCAAACAGCGUAAAACCUGAACAGAGUGCAAGUUACUUACAGGCUGUUCUGGUUUUAUGCUGGUUGCAUCUAGCCAUUUAAAAUUUUCCUCUGAGUGGGAAAGUGUUUAUGUUCUAUCAGGUAUGGUCCCUCUGAUUUAAUGGACUUCAAUGGAAUAUCAUGUUAUAGUUAUAGUUCAACUACUCUUGACUGGAAAGAAAGUUCGAUGUCUUAAAAAUCUUUUACAGGAAGUGGAAGUUGUUCACUUGCAAACACCCUCAGCACCCACUGGUUGUAAAGACAACCAGACUUAUUGACAGUGCAGAAUGAAAGAGACAUUCUUGAUAUGCUUGGUAUAUACAUGUAAAAAACAUUGUUCACAUGUUGGCAUUCAUAUUUGGUAUGUACUUGUGAAAAACAUUGUUCACAUGUGCAGAAAAUUUACAAAAAUAUUGUCAACAUUUUAUGUGUUGUGUUGAUUAUAUAUUUAUGUAUUAUACAAUAUUGAUAUUAGCUUUUGCACUAUGAUGGUUUAUUGAUUUUAUACGAAAUGCGUGUUGUUUUUCUACAAUACAAUAUACAUGAAGUAUUUUGUUGUGAAUCCGAUUUUAAGCAUAAAUUAUAUUAUUUAUCAUAAUUUUUAAUUUCACAGACAUAAAUGCUGGUCUUGUUUUAUAUUAGCAUUACAUCUUUAAAGGAUUAUAGUUUUAUCUUUAAGAGAUCAAUCUUUUUUAUUGCAAGUUAAAUACUUUGUGGGUUAUGGCAGUGAUCAACUUGUCAUGCGAAAAUUGGUCUUAUGAUAGUCUGGUCAAUACCCACCCUUCAUGGUGGGCAGGUAUGCUCCUGACCAUUGUGCACGAAUCUGCAUGCUUGUCUGGAACUACACUUGCCUCAUAUUGCUUAAGACCCAUUUUCGCAAAACACAGAUUUUAUUGUGAAGUUUGUUUCUGCCUAUAAAUUCACAUACUCAGUCUGUAAUUACUUAGGGUACAUAGAUUCUUAUAUGUACAUGUAUAAGUCUUUAUAAAAUUGUAAACCUACUCGUACAUUUAUCUGUUUGAAAUAUACAUGUAAGCUGUGUUGUGCAAAAAUGGGCCUAAGAAAAUAUUGAAACAGUGCAUAUCCAAUUACUCAGAUGAAGAGUAACAAUUUGGCCUAAUAAGAAAAGGAACAUUUCAAGGCUAUAGGGACUGGGUAGCUACUGAAUGCACAAUCUGGUUUGAGUUAAGCUGGCUUCAUUUGGCAUAAUACCCUUUUUCGUGUGAUGUGGCUCAUACAUGUAUGCAUUCUUCAUUACUGUACAGACCAUUCACAUUUUCUGUGGUGCAAUAUUUUAUAAACAGUUAUUUUUAGAACUCAGGAAAAUAUGUGUCAUACUUUUAACUGAAAUUGCCAUAUUUUUAUUAUAUUUUCUACUAAUUUUUAGGCUGCCAUUGUUUUAUGUAUUAAUUAACAUCGAACUAGUAUUGUUGUAAACUUGCUUUUAAUUGUUAGACUGUAUUUUUACUGCAACAGAGAAAAUUGUUGGUUUUCUGUAAAACAAGAACUUAAAAUCAAGUAAUUCAUGAAAUAUCAGUGGAAAUAUUUAUCUCCUAAAUUUUUCAAAUUGUUAA